GACGAAGUGAUAGACAAGGUGACAACAAAACAAGGCUCUCAGCCUGUACUUCUCUGGCUCUACCAGACCGUUCUACCAAUAUUUUUUGGUCAAUGGGGAUACAGGGGAACUUUGCACCUCACACCUCAAAUUCCCUCUUACCACCAAGCGACUACACUUCCAUGUAUGGAUAUCAAGAUCAGAGCAGCUACUCCAGGUAUUCGCCUCAAGUUACAGAUUCAUCGGGGAGGUCAGUAUCUUAAGCGAGAAAUAUUCGAAGGCACGGCUUGCAGGAUAAGAUCUGCCCCUAGUGAUAAGGUCGAAAAUAAUGUUAUCACAACCUCGCAUGCAGGUGAUAGCACCAUGGGCCCUGCUCAAGGUCUAGUUGAAGUGAUCGAUUAUCUGUGGUCUAGAAACAGUAAAUGGCACAUGGCGACAAUGGCCUUACUGGAACAGAACAGUAAGACCAAAGAGGAGUUCUAUGCAAGGCUUAUACGAGCAACGGAACCCUAUGAAAAAUAUCUGGCCGUAUCAGACUUACAAAGGAAAGAGUGUCUUGCUUUGUUCCGCCGAUUCCCUCUAUGUGCGAUCAAGCAUUUGAAAGAUCGGCUUGGAGAAAUAUCUCCCUUUGGCAACAAGUAUUUGAAAUGACAAGUUUUUAGUCUUCAAUCCCGGCAGAUGUGUCUUAAUUGUGUAAUAAAAUGCGACUUGCACCAAUAAAAUCCGCAGAAACAAAGUAAUAUUAGAG
Talaromyces proteolyticus is the source of this 727-nucleotide messenger RNA. RefSeq lists its product as uncharacterized. NCBI's taxonomy places the organism in Eukaryota, Fungi, Ascomycota, Eurotiomycetes, Eurotiales, Trichocomaceae. The annotation marks the transcript as partial. The transcript has a single exon. The record is from RefSeq and is a predicted model, not a curated record.